Heterocephalus glaber (naked mole-rat) is the source of this 4043-nucleotide messenger RNA. The record is from RefSeq and is a predicted model, not a curated record. NCBI's taxonomy places the organism in Eukaryota, Metazoa, Chordata, Mammalia, Rodentia, Bathyergidae.
GCUGGCCGCUGGCCGCAGACUGUCCCAGCCAGAGCAGAGAGAGGGGAAGGAGCAAGUGGCCCAGGGAAUCGGGCACUUAGAGAGGGCCUAGUUUGACCAGGACCCCCUAACCCUGCCUGGAGAGGUGGUGGCUGCUGUCCAUUGUGGCCUGGGAGACGCCACCGAGGCUCACCGCAGUCGCCUGCAGGAUCUCCCCAUCAGGCUCACUUCCUCCCCUGCUCAGCUCCAGGUCCUGAGAUUGAAUUAGCGGCUGGAACUCACUGCACUCCACCAUCAUGGGACCCAGAAUGGGACCAGCAGGUGAGGGGCCCCAGAUGCCAAACAAGGACAGCAAGGCUGCAAUGGGCACAGAAGAUAUACCGGAAGGCAAAGCCAGCCCAGAGCCUCAGGACUCCAGGCCGCAUGUGUUCCACAGCAUCAAGUUCUUCAUCCUGUGCCACAGCCUGCUGCAGCUGGCACAGCUCAUGAUCUCUGGGUACCUCAAGAGUUCCAUCUCCACCGUGGAGAAGCGCUUCGGCCUCUCCAGCCAGACCUCUGGGCUACUGGCCGCCUUCAAUGAGGUGGGUAACACAGCGUUGAUUGUGUUUGUGAGCUAUUUUGGCAGCCGAGUUCACCGGCCCCGCAUGAUCGGCUGUGGGGCUGUCCUUGUGGCCCUGGCAGGGCUACUCAUGAGUGUUCCACACUUCAUCUCAGAGCCAUACCACUAUGACCACACCAGCCCUGAGGAUAUGUCACAGGACUUUGAAGCUUCCCUGUGCCUGCCCACAACCUCAGUCCCAGCCCCUGACUUCUCCAAUGGCAGCUGCUCCAGCUACACAGAGGUCCAGCAUGUGACCGUGGUGGGCGUCAUGUUUGUGGCACAGACCCUGCUCGGCGUGGGGGGGGUGCCCAUUCAGCCCUUCGGUAUCUCCUACAUCGAUGACUUUGCCCAUCACAGCAACUCACCCCUCUACCUUGGGAUCCUGUUUGCUGUGACCCUGAUGGGACCAGGUAUGGCCUAUGGGCUGGGCAGCCUUAUGCUCCGCCUCUACGUGGACAUUGACCGGAUGCCAGAAGGUGGUGUCAGCCUGACCCCAAAGGACCCCCAAUGGGUGGGCGCCUGGUGGCUCGGCUUUCUCAUCUCUGCUGGCAUAGUGGCACUGGCUGCCAUCCCCUACUUCUUCUUCCCCAGGGAAAUGCCCAAGGAGAAGCAUGAGCUUCACUUCUGGAGAAAGGCACUGGCGGGUGCAGCCUCAUCUGUCAGCAAGGUAGGACCUUCCAUCUCCUGCCUCAGCCCAGGCUCCAGCCCUCAUCCAUGGCAGGAUGGGCAGACACAGGCUAUGGCUGGCCUGCCCACUCUGACCUCUGACUUCCUCUCUACUUGUCCAACAGUCUUCCCCAGGGUGCUGCUGCGGACCCUGCGCCAUCCCAUCUUCCUUCUGGUGGUCCUGUCUCAGGUGUGCAUGUCAUCCACGGCGGCAGGCAUGGCCACCUUCCUGCCUAAGUUCCUGGAGCGCCAGUUCUCCGUCACAGCCUCCUUCGCCAACAUGCUCAUUGGAGGCCUCGCCAUCCCCACGGCCAUUGUGGGCAUCGUGGUGGGGAGCGUCCUCGUCAAGCGCCUCCACUUGGGCCCCAUGCACUGUGGAGCCCUUUGCUUGCUGGGGUCAUUGCUUGCUCUGGUGGUCAGCCUGCCUCUCUUCUUCCUUGGCUGCUCAACCCACCAGAUUGCAGGCAUCACUCCACAGCCUGGCAUGCAACCAAGAGCAGAGCUGUUUCCAGGCUGCAUGGCAGCCUGCUCCUGCCCAGUCGAUGGCUUCAACCCAGUCUGUGACACCAGCGCCCGUGUAGAGUACAUCACGCCCUGCCAUGCUGGCUGCACGGCCCAGGUGGUCCAGGCAGAUCUGGAUAAAAGCAAGGUUUUCUAUAGCAACUGCAGCUGCAUGGUUGGGGGAGGCCUGGUGCCCGCCAGCUCCUGCGACUCAGCCUGCAGCCACCUGGUGCUGCCCUUCAUCUUCCUGGUCAGCCUGGGAGCGGCACUGGCCAGUGUCACCUACACACCCACCUUUAUGCUCAUCCUAAGGGGCGUGAAGAAAGAAGACAAGACUUUGGCUGUGGGCAUCCAGUUCAUGCUCCUGAGAGUUUUGGCCUGGAUGCCAAGUCCUGUGAUCCAUGGCAGCGCCAUUGACACCACCUGUGUGCACUGGGUCCUGAGCUGUGGGCGUCGAGCUGUGUGCCGCUACUAUGACCUUGACCUGCUCCGAAACCGAUUCAUUGGUAUCCAGUUCUUCUUCAAAACUGGCUCACUGGUGUGCUUUGCCUUGGUUUUGACCAUCCUGAGGCAGCAGAACAAAGAGGUGGAGACCAAGGCAGCUGGGCCUAGCCCUGGCCUACAGCAACAACCAUUAAUGUCAAGGCCAGAAAAGAAGCUGAAGGAUUCCAGUGUGUGAGCUGUCCUGGGACCCAUCCCUGCCGAGUGGCAGCCACAGUGGUGCCUCCUCAGCAUUGCUUGCCCAAGAUUGAGUGUUAGGAACACGGUGUUCCAGUUCUGGCUCCACCACUGAAUUUUGAGUGACUUCAGGCAAGCUACUGGCUCUCUCUGGGCCUUUGUUUUCUCAUCAGAACCAAGGACUUAUUUGGGGGUUUGUAGUAUUGGUCACUUCUGAAGAGGGUCUUCCCGAGUUCUCCCCCAACAUCCAGCUGACCCCAAAUCAAGUUUUCCUGGCUUGGAGGGCUGCAUAUCUUCACCUGGGGCCCUAGGAUAGGGAAAUCGACCAGAGUAGACCAGGCUGCUCUCCACACCACACACAGCCCUGCUCUGCCUCUCAUCUGGAGCACCCUCCAUGAACUUUAGUCCUCUCCUCUGUCAGGUGGGAAUGGACUGGCCAGCUUUCAGGCUCAUUCAGCUGUGACCGUUUGUGUGGUCAGGAGACACAGGUCUCCUCCCUAAACCUCAAGAACUGUCCCUUUGGCGCCCUCUGGAGGCUGAGUCCAAAGUUGGCUUUUAGGGGGCGCCCCAUCAGAAAGAGGAAGCAGGCCUCCCACUCAGGACCUCCUAGCUUGGCAAAGCCCUGGUGUGGAAGGCUGGCAUGGAGCUUUGCCCAAAGGGGAUACUUGCUCUAAGAAGUCCCAGUUCAGGGAGCCACAGUUUGGGGGUGAGCCCCAGCCCCUACUUUAGAGGCCCUGUGUGGAAGGGGAGACUGACCUGAACACUUGGGUAUUUUCCAACUUCAGAGACCAAAUGUAAUUUCUAUCUCUGCAUUGUCAAGAUCGCACACAUUUGACAAGGGGCCACUAAAGUCACUGUGACUUUUGUGAAUAGAAUCCUAGUUUCCUCUUUUCUUCCCCAGUGCCUAAGUCCUUGUCAUUGGACUAUAUAAUGUUCAAUUCCAUGAGGCUCAAGUUGGUGGUAGCCUCUGGCUCUCUGGGGCUCAUGUAUUGGUGCAAGCCCAGGCCCAUCACACUGGGAAUAGUGACACCCAACUCUGUGCAGUGAGCUCUACUGUAGCAUGCUUGGGUUGGAACCGCCUGAUCCAUUGCUAUGAAAGGAUUUGUCUUGUUUUCUGCCCUGUCUUGUCUGGCCUGGAUAUUUCCCAGGGUUAGGAGAGUGUCUCGCAAUUGCUCUCAGUCCCAUCUGCUGCUACUUGUACACCCUGGCUGGAGCUUGUAUCUUGGGAGACAGCACAUUGAGAGCUACUGCUGGGUGAGGGCACUCAUGGCUCUUGGCCUCUGGGCAGCUCCCAGUGCCAGAACUCUGGGGCUUUCCCAUGUGAAAGAUGACAAAGGAGGUAGAGAAGGUCUAAUUCCUAUUUUAUUCUACUGCUUAACUAUAAAUGUUUGGCAAAUAUCUGAGCCCGUAUUUAUCAAUGCCAGGAAUUUCAAAGUCUCCUCCAACAACAUGAGGCUUAAGUAGGUUUAUAGUCCUUCUCCUUCCCCUUGUUGCCCAGGUUUUGCAGAUAUAAUUUGGAAUUAUAGAUACAGCUUAUUAUUAAAUUUGUUCUUGUAUAAUGUCUCUUCUAUUACAAAAAUCCCUUCUUAUAAACUGCAUUAGAGGUUUGCACCAACCA